UUAGUUACAGAGGGUAAAUAAUUAUCUAAUUCGCAUUGAAGACAGAUACAAAAUGCCGAUCACUAAACAUCCGAAGAAAAGUGAACCAUUGUGGAAGGAAUGGGAUUAUAAGGCACAGAAGAAGGGUGUUCAUCAUACGGUGUAUUCCGUGAACGGCGAUCGGUACACUGGUGACUGGGACAAAAAUCAAAAGAAUGGAAAGGGAACUAUGACAUGGAAGAAGUCAGGUGCUAUUUAUGAUGGAGACUGGAAGGAUGAUCAUCGUUGUGGAUUUGGUACAUACAGUGUUCCUGAAGGAGGAGGAUACAGAAAAGUUUACUCUGGUGGAUGGAAAAAUGAUAAGAGACAUGGCUAUGGAACAAAUUUCUACUCAUAUAAUGAAUACUUCGAAGGAGAGUGGUAUGCUGAUAAACGAAGUGGGUGGGGAAGAAUGUACUUUUCUGAUGGUUCAGUUUAUGAAGGAGAGUGGUACAACAACAUGAGAAAUGGCGAAGGAAUGCUCAGACUAGCAAAUGAAAAUCGAUAUGAAGGUCAAUGGAAAGACGACAAAAAACAUGGUAAGGGAAAAUUCUUCUAUCUUGAUCGAGGGCAGAUGUACACUGGGGUAUGGUGUGAUGACAUUCCAAAAUGUGGCACUGUGGAAGAUUUUGGUCGACAUGAGGCUCCAAACCCAACAACAUACCCAUUACCUGAGUGCAAACUACAAGACACAAGAGGAGUAAUAAAAGAGGCAGAAGAUACAUUUCUUGAUGAACAACAAUCUUAGUAGAUUUAUUACCAUUUUAUUGAGUUGUCCCUAUAUUUUUGCAAUGUACAUAACAACAAAAGCCAGAGGUGUUGGAAUUUUGUAACAGAUAAAACCUGAUCUAUGAAUAUGUGUCCUUAAAAGAAGAAAAUCAGCAUAGCUAAAUAUCCAUACCAAAAUUUUAGCUUAGUCUAAAACUUUUUAACUAAUCAUGAAGAAAUACAAGAACAUGGAAAUACCCAGGGUAGGAUUGAGUGCAAGUUUUUCAAAGACACCUGUCUAGCGUAUAGAUUUGUACAGAAGAAAUCAACCAAUUGCAAUCUGGAGAAUCUUCUGGAUUCAUUUUAAAAGACUUGCCCAAUGUCUUUCAAGAAUCAACUUGAUCAAUUUUCUCACCAAGAAAAUCCCCUCUGCUUUAUGCAGAUUACAAUAAUGUUUACAAAUGUUAGCAGAUUGUUUACUCUGGUUUAGAUUUGUUUCUGUAAUGUACAAUGCAUCUGCAUCAUGUAAAUAAAUAAAGCGUAAGAUAACUUAAUAAAUUUUGUACAGCAACCUACUUGAUACUCUAGUAAUCAUUACCAAUUCAGUAAAGUAUUCUGUUGAUGCUAGUUCUGAAUACAGUAAAAAUAAAUAAUACCAAUUCCUUUGUAA
Pocillopora damicornis (cauliflower coral) is the source of this 1396-nucleotide messenger RNA. Its product is annotated as MORN repeat-containing protein 3. Lineage: Eukaryota; Metazoa; Cnidaria; Anthozoa; Scleractinia; Pocilloporidae. The record is from RefSeq and is a predicted model, not a curated record.